Molecule: messenger RNA, 2157 nt
Organism: Amphiprion ocellaris (clown anemonefish)
Lineage: Eukaryota; Metazoa; Chordata; Actinopteri; Pomacentridae
Product: adapter molecule crk-like
Exons: 3
Coding region: 288-1235 (315 amino acids)
Molecular function (GO): protein binding
Source: RefSeq, a predicted model, not a curated record
GGUCAACUUUUCCCCAGAUCCGCCAUUUCAGUCCCAGAGUUUCUUGUUGCACAUUAGUUUGGGGUUUAUUUGUGAUUAUAACAUUUGAGCGGCAAAGAAUUGGGAUUUUUCGGGAAAGCACAAGUUCUGCCAACGUUUUCUCUUGGAAGUCGCUAAAGUCGGGGCAUUUUCGUCUUUUUUUGUUCUUUUUCUCAGCGACAGUGUUAGUCAACCAAAGUUUUGUAUGAGUUGCGGAUAGGGAGAGGCGAAGGGGAAAGGCCUCAAGCCUCGGAGAGUGUUUCACAGACAUGGCCGGUAAUUUUGAUGCCGAGGACCGAGCUAGCUGGUACUGGGGGAGACUGAGUCGCCAGGAAGCCGUUUCCCUCCUGCAGGGACAGAGACACGGUGUUUUCCUGGUGAGGGACUCCAUCACCAGCCCCGGCGACUACGUGCUGUCUGUCUCAGAGAACUCCAAAGUGUCCCAUUAUAUAAUCAACAGCAUCAGUAACAACCGGCAAUCUGGCUCAGGUUUGGUCCCACCUCGGUUUCGGAUCGGGGAUCAGGAGUUUGAAGCACUGCCGGCCCUGCUCGAGUUCUACAAGAUCCACUACCUGGACACCACUACUCUCAUCGAGCCUGUAAGCAAAGCUAAGCACACAGGAUUCAUCAGCUCCUCCGUUGGCGUCUCACAGCAGCCUGAGGAGGCCGAGUUCGUCAGAGCUCUGUUCGACUUCCCCGGCAACGACGAGGAGGACCUUCCCUUCCGCAAAGGAGACAUCCUGCAAGUUCUGGAGAAGCCUGAGGAGCAGUGGUGGAACGCUGCUAGCCAGGAGGGCCGAAUCGGAAUGAUCCCCGUGCCCUACGUGGAGAAGUACCGGCCUGCCUCACCCACUGCUACUGGCCUGGGACCCUCUGCUGUGGGGACUGGACAGGUUGGAGGGGUAGUGGGGAGCACAGAUGGAACAGGGGCUCCUCAAACCAACCCUCUGGCAGACCCGGGCCAGUACGCUCAGCCUGUGGUCAACACUCAGCUGCCCAACCUACAGAAUGGGCCUGUGUUUGCCCGAGCCAUUCAGAAGAGGGUUCCCAAUGCCUACGACAAGACGGCGCUCGCUCUGGAGGUGGGGGACAUGGUAAAAGUGACCAAGAUCAACGUGAAUGGCCAGUGGGAGGGCGAGUGUAAAGGCAAGCGGGGCCAUUUUCCCUUCACCCACGUCCGACUGUUGGAACAGCACCAUCCAGACGACGAAAGCUGAGAAGCACACGUCGCCUCCAGCACGUCCCUCUGGCCAUUUUGUCACACUCGGAAACACAAAGAUUUAUACAAGCACACAGUAUAUGAACCUACGAGCUAAACCGGUCAGCCUCUCCUGACCCUGCCAGCACAAGAUGUGUUGGCUGAUCUUGCCUAAAGUCAUUUUGAUGGACGUCAGUCACACUAAGAGUUUACACUAAGGUCAGACGGAUAUCGGUUUCCCUAUAUUAACUUUUAUUUUUAAGUAAGUCUGACCAAGUAUCACUUUUGGCUUCCUUCUUGUCUACACUACUUUGGUCUCAGACAGCUAAAACAACACAGUUCUGUUUUUCUCCAUGUUGAUGGCAGCAUUUAUUGGUUUAAUGUUAUAUUUGAAAGUGGCACAGCUAGAAUCACACUGGAAGAUCAGUUAUUAGCUUCAUGUCUUUGUAUCCAGCAGAAAUGGAGGAGUUAAUCAAACCUCUCUGAGUCAGCAAAGAAAAGAACAAGACUGCAAUGUCCUUUAAUUUUCAGAGUAUUUUUAUGUACCUGUUUGUUGAACAGAUACAGGAGCAAUAAGACUUUGUUUUAGGGCGCUUUUACAUUUAACCUUUUCGGUCCGGCUCAGACAAACUUGUGCGUUCACCUGGACUCAGCAACUGCACAGAAACUGCAGGAAAAGUCAGAUUUUGGUUCAGUCGUACUCUGCAACUUGUUAGCAGUCACAGUGGAUGAGUAGUUAGCGCUGACACCUGUGUUCAACCAAAGACGCUUGUGCAGAUUUCCUCUGGGAGAUAUCAAAACAUGCUGAUUUAAUUUUCCAAAGUAGCCUUGACCAGGUUACCGGCUCAGAGCUGCUGUCCACUACUCCUUAUACUAAAAAUGGGUUAAAUGCAGAGAAUGAAUUUCCCUCUGAGGACUAAUAAAGAAUGACUUUAAUAGCA